AUGUCAUUCGUCAAACGUAUUGGCGUAACUUACGGCACGUUUGUAGCCGCGAAUUAUUUGUCCAACUAUGUUCUGUUUCCAAAUAAAAAGUUGGACUACGGUUUUCUGAAUAGAUUACUCGGCCGAGAAGUUAAUACCGAAUGGUGGGGAACACGUACUGCGCAUAUCGUGACGAUUGCACUACCACUUGCAGUUGCGGAUCAUCUAUCAAUAGAUAUCUGGAAUAAGUUCUUAUUACCACGACUGAAAUAUCCGGCUGGUACCAAACUUUCCAUUGUUCAUACUCCAGGCCCUUAUCUAUUCCACAUAGUAGCCUUUGCUUUUACUGGUAUCAUGGCAUACGUAGCAUAUGAUGCCUAUGUCAAUCCAUUACACAAGGAUCGUAUGAAAGCAGUGACAUCAAAGGUGUAUCCUGAGUUACAAGGAUGUCAAACGAUGUAUAUGCUUCCCCUUACAGGAAGAAUUGUAGAAUAUCUGUCUGGAAAACCAUGUCCACAUGGCACAUUACUCGGUCUUAUUCCUCCCACUGCGGCUUUUGUUACAGUCAAAGGUUUCGGUAUGAAAUGGCCAUGGAACGACAAUUUGACUCCAUUCGAGAGAAAACUCAAUAACGAAUAA
Adineta ricciae is the source of this 618-nucleotide messenger RNA. NCBI's taxonomy places the organism in Eukaryota, Metazoa, Rotifera, Eurotatoria, Adinetida, Adinetidae. The record is from the annotation of a GenBank genome assembly.